Parastagonospora nodorum SN15 is the source of this 351-nucleotide messenger RNA. RefSeq lists its product as hypothetical. The transcript has 2 exons. NCBI's taxonomy places the organism in Eukaryota, Fungi, Ascomycota, Dothideomycetes, Pleosporales, Phaeosphaeriaceae. The record is from RefSeq and is a predicted model, not a curated record. Bases 1 to 351 code for a protein of 116 amino acids.
AUGCUCGGUGGCUGGCGCUACGGGGUUUGGCGCUACAAGGAUGGAGGACCCACGGCACCCGCACGGAUUCUUGACCACACUUCAUCCUGGAUCGCGCUAAAGCGAGAGGUGGCGUUGGACCGCCCUGCCCCUUCGUCCUUCGCUCGCGUCUUUGGCCUCUUCGCUCCCAUUCUGUCUACACCAGGCUUCCUCUCACGACCGACCAUCACAGCGCCCGGCCGCAUCAUCAGCCGUAACACCGUCGCAUUACAGACACUUCGUCUGUUCGUGCUCGGGUCCACCUUCUCGGUGUUCCUCUGCGCCCUGCUGUCGUUCUCCGCGUUCUCUCCCCACGCCUGCACCUCCAAGUAG